CUGUUAAUGGAGACGAUUAAGAACAUUGUACAUAAAAACAAAGGAACCUUUCUCACCUUCACUGAAGAGACCAUCAGACCAAAGUCUGAACACAUCAAACCAGCUUUAAACCUGGUUCUGUGUGAGAGGAGAGAAGCAGGGAAGACUUCAGCAGCCAAGGCCAUUUUAGGUCAGACAGAGCUUAAUUUAUUCUCCAACUCAUCAUAGUGUGUUAAACAUCAGGGAGAGGUGUGUGGACGUCGGGUUUCCCUGGUGGAGCUGCCUGCCUUGUAUGGAAAACCUCAGGAGGCAGUUAUGGAGGAAUCAUUCAGGUGUAUCUCCCUCUGUGAUCCUGAGGGUGUCCAUGCCUUCAUCCUGGUCCUACCUGUGGGUCCCCUCACUGAUGAAGACAAGGGAGAGUUAGAGACCAUCCAGAACACAUUCAGCUCUCGAGUCGAUGACUUCACCAUGAUUCUGUUCACUGUGGAGUCAGAUCCUGCAGCUCCAGCUGUUGUUAACUUUGUAAAAGGAAACAAGGAGCUCCGUCAGAGCUGUGGAGACAGAUAUGUUGUUCUCAACAUCAAGGACAAGCAGCAGAUCCCAGAGCUGUUGGACAUGGCGGAAAAAAUGAGACUGAGACCCUAUAAAGACAAACCACUCUGCUACACAACAGAAACAUUUGCAUAUGCUCAAACAGCAAAGAUCAUACAACAAGAGAAAAACAUCACCACACUACAGGCUGAACUUAAGGACCUGAAAACAAAGACCACAGUCAGCUGUGAGGAUGAGGAGCAGAGCCCAGAGAGUCUCAGGAUUGUGCUGAUAGGGAAGACUGGCAAUGGGAAGAGCACUUCAGGAAACACCAUUCUAGGAAGAAGAGAGUUUAGAGCUGAAUCAAGCCAAACAUCAGUCACCAAACGUUGUCAGAAAGCACAGAGUGAAGUGAACGGCCGUCGGGUCGUUGUGGUCGACACACCUGGUCUGUUUGACAAUAGUUUGACCCACGAAGAGGUUAAUGACGAGAUGGUGAAAUGCAUCAGUCUUCUGGCUCCAGGACCACAUGUCUUCCUGUUGGUGUUACACAUUGGCAGACUGACACCAGAGGAGAAGGAAACAUUAAAACUCAUCAAGGAAGUCUUUGGGAAGAAUGCUGAAAAGUUCACCAUCAUUCUUUUAACUGGAGGAGAUAAACUGGAACGUGAGGAGAAGUCCAUUGAUGAGUACAUUGCAAAAGGGUGUGAUGAUUCCUUUAAGAAGCUGAUUGCUGACUGUGGAGGAAGAUACCAUGGGUUUAAUAACUUUGAUGAAAGAAACCGCACACAAGUCCGUGAGCUGAUAACCAAGAUUGACACCAUGGUGAAGGAAAAUGGAGGCAGCUGCUACACCAAUGAGAUGCUGCAAGAGGCUGAGGCAGCUAUAAAGAAAGAAAUGGAGAGGAUCCUGAAGGAGAAGGAAGAAGAGAUGAAGAGAGAGAGGGAGGAGCUUGAAAGACAACAUGAAGAAGAAAUGGAAGCAAUGAAAACUAGAAUGGAAGAACAAACAGCAGAAAUAGAACAGGAGAGAAAACUGAGAGAAAAACAACUUGAGGAAAAGGAGGAGAAGAUCAACAAGGAACGUGAGGAGAGAAGAAAAGAACAGGAAAAGAGAGAAGAGGAGGACAAAACAAAGAAAAGAGAGGAAGAACUUCAACAACAGGAGUGGGAGCAAAAAUGUAAACAUCUUGAGGAAAAAAUAAAGUCAGAAUCAAAGGAAAAGGAAACCAUUGACAGAGAGUUGGAGGAGAGCAGAGAAGAGGUGAGAAAGCAACGAGAGCGCUGGGAGAAGGAAAGAAAAGAGUGGUGGGAGAAACGAAAUCAAGAAAAUGAAGAGAGACGCCAUGAGGAGCAAACAAAACUUAGAAAGCUCCAAGACGAAUAUGAGCAGGAAAGAGAAAAAUCUGAAAAGAAAAGAAAAGAAGAAGAUCGAAACAGAAGAGAACAGGAGGAGAAGGAGCGAAAAGAGUUAGAGGAAAAGUAUAAGACAAAACUGGAGGAAAUGAAGAAGAAAUAUGAAGAGGAGGCCAGAAAACAAGCCGAAGAGUUCAAUGAGUUCAGACAGAAAUACACCAAAGACUUUUCAGCGUUGGUAGACAAACACAUGGAGGAAAUAAAGGACAUAAAGCAAAAACAUGAGAGAGAAAUGCAAGAGACAGGAGGGAGACAUGAAAAACAGUACAAUCUGUUACAAGACCUCUCAAGUCACAAAGAAAAAAAUCUAAAAGGAGAAAUGGAAGACUUGAAGAAAAAGCACGAACAAGAAAUAAAUGAACUAAAACAGAAAUACAAAGACAAAUGUAUCAUCCUCUGAUCUCCCACUGAUUGAUGUUUUGCUUUUUCCUUUUUUUCUGGACCACAUGAGCAUGCUCAGCAGGAACUCCUCUGACAUCUGAUGAGUCCCUGCCUCGCUAAUGACGUUUUCUCAAAACAUUCAUGGACACGAGCAAUAUCAAAAUAAUGUUAAUCAUGGACUUCAGCAGCAGAACGCUGUCGCAGCAUCUCGUUCGCUUGAAAUGAAGAGCUGCUUGGAGGAAGUUUUCCAAAA
Molecule: messenger RNA, 2559 nt
Organism: Siniperca chuatsi (mandarin fish)
Lineage: Eukaryota; Metazoa; Chordata; Actinopteri; Centrarchiformes; Sinipercidae
Product: golgin subfamily A member 6-like protein 6
Exons: 2
Coding region: 295-2325 (676 amino acids)
Molecular function (GO): GTP binding
Source: RefSeq, a predicted model, not a curated record